Molecule: messenger RNA, 1763 nt
Organism: Asterias rubens (European starfish)
Lineage: Eukaryota; Metazoa; Echinodermata; Asteroidea; Forcipulatida; Asteriidae
Product: L-threonine 3-dehydrogenase, mitochondrial-like
Exons: 8
Coding region: 85-1212 (375 amino acids)
Biological process (GO): L-threonine catabolic process
Molecular function (GO): L-threonine 3-dehydrogenase activity
Source: RefSeq, a predicted model, not a curated record
GGCCGAGUUGAUGCGUCGCAAGAGUCAUCUCACCCCAGCAAAUUGCCCUCUUCAAAUCAAUCAAAGACUCGGGGCUAGAUAAGCAUGCUGUCAAUGAUGGCAGCUCUGUUCCAGAGGACUGUCAGUGCAGUUUUUAAACUGUCACAUCGCGGAAGUCCGUGUAGUUACAUUCGAUGUCUAUCCACAGCGUUACCACAUCGACAGGAAUUUGGUGGAUCUUCAACACUGGACAAUCCACGAGUUCUGAUCACGGGUGCCUUGGGUCAACUAGGACAGGGACUCGCCAAAGUCCUUCGCAAUAAAUACGGACGAGAUAAUGUCAUUAUGUCUGACAUCAUUAAAGCACCGAAACACAUUCUUCAAAGUGGGCCGUACUACUUUGCGGAUGUUUUAGACUUCAAGAACCUACAGCAAUUGAUUGUGACAGAGCGCAUAGAUUGGCUGGUUCAUUUCAGUGCCCUGCUCAGUGCAGUAGGAGAACAGGAUGUACCGCUUGCAAUCAAGGUGAAUAUACAGGGUCUUCACAACGUCAUGGAGCUUGCCAAGAUGUAUCAGCUUCGCAUCUUCUGUCCGAGUACAAUCGGAGCUUUCGGGCCAGAAUCCCCACGCAAUCCAACACCAGAUUUGACCAUACAGAGGCCGAGGACAAUCUAUGGUGUUUCAAAAGUCCAUGCUGAGCUUCUUGGAGAGUAUUACCACCACCGCUUUGAUGUUGACUUCCGAUCCCUGAGGCUUCCUGGAGUGAUUUCCGGCGAUACAACCCCAGGGGGUGGAACGACAGAUUACGCAGUUUCGAUUUUUGACGAAGCACUGUCGUCGGGUGCCUUCAAGUGCUACUUGAAACCUGACACUAUCCUUCCAAUGAUCUACAUCGAGGACUGUCUGCGUGGAAUUGUAGAAAUGUUGGAAGUCUCACCAAAGAAGCUGAAACUGCGAACAUACAACAUUGCAGCCAUGAGCUUCACACCCGAGGAACUAGCGGCUGAGAUUCGGAAGUUUGUGCCAGGACUUGAAGUAGCUUAUGAACACGAUGCACGACAAGCGAUAGCUGAUUCCUGGCCGCAGAGAUUUGACGACUCUGGAGCAAGAAACGACUGGGGCUGGACCCAUCAUUAUGACCUGAAUGCACUGGUCAGAAUUAUGCUUGAAAUAGUCGGUCAACGUAUCGGUGUCUCCCCAGGUAUUGAAGCGCCACUUUCACAAACGAGGUAGAGCUACAGCUGAACAGAGGUAUGGGGUAUAAGAAAAAAUUUGUUAUGAUAAAGUGAAAUAUUGAUAACUCAACCAACACCCUGCAUGAAGGGGACCGCCUUCGUCGCCUCCGUGAAGCAUCAGGCCUGAUGUCUAUCAUGGGAAGUUUUCAACUUUAUGUCCCAUAGUCUUGCGGCCGUUGCCCUGCACUCUUGAUGAUUAGGCUCCACUCUUCCCAGUCCUUUUCGCCGUCCAGUCCUUGAUGUCAUCAAUCCAGAUUCGCCUUGGAUGCCCUCACUUUCGAGCACCCUCCACGGACUGUUGGCUGAGUACCCUCCACGGACUGUUGGCCGAGUACCCUCCACAGAGCCAUGGGAGGGUAAUACUUGCCAGUGUUCCCUUGGCUGUGGUGAUGUGGCCAAACCAUCAGAGUUUUCUCUUCUUUGCGGUUGUCAGAAGGCAUACAUUGUGCUUCCCGAUGUGACUGAUAUCAAGCGCUGUGACCUGGGGCCAAUUUCAUGGAGCCGCGCUUAACGGCCAAUUUUGUGCUUACUGUGCAAUUUCUAUUUCAU